AUGCCUGCUGUACGAACGCGCGAGGAACAGAACCCCGAAGCUUCAUCAUCAAAAACAAAAUCUCAAUCGGGACCAAAACGGAAACAUAAGCAUGGCAAGCAAAAGUCAGUUCAAGAGGACCCUAACGCAGUGCCAGGCGUACAGAAAAUCAAGGCUGCACUACGACAGACCAAGUGGCUGCUGGCGAAGGACAAACUCGCAGCGGAUGUACGCGUGGAGGCCGAGCGCAAACUAAAAGCUCUUGAAGGCGAGCUAGAGCAGGCCGAGAUUGCGAAGAAAGAGCGCGCGUACGCUGUACGCUAUCACAAAAUUAAGUUCUUCGAACGUCGAAAGAUCACGCGUAAAAUCAAGCAAACUCUCAAACGUCUUGAUAGCGAGGAGAGCAAGUCUGAUAAGGAGAAGAUCACGGCAGAGCUGCACGAGCUGCGCGUGGACCUUAAUUACAUCCUCCACUACCCCAAAAUGAAGAAAUACAUCUCCCUCCUCCCACCCGAAGUCCGGAAAGGCCGAGGUGACGAAACCGAAGCUGCACCUACCUCCACAGCCCCCGCCGCAGACGCAGCGAAGACGAACGCCGAGCGCGAGGAGGUAAGGCGGUGGGUGAGGGAGCAGAUGGCUGAGGGAAACCUCCCGGCUGAACCGGAGGUUGAGACGAAGUCGACGUCAUCGCUGCGCGGCGAGAAGGCACCGGCACAGCAAUGGACGACAGGGAAGGAGAAGAUGGGUGCUGCGGGGAAGAUGGGUGAGCAGGCGGAGGAAGAGGUGGGUGUGGAGGAAGAUGCUUUCUUUGGGGAUGAUGAUUCGAGUUAA
Messenger RNA from Cyclocybe aegerita, 810 nucleotides. Lineage: Eukaryota; Fungi; Basidiomycota; Agaricomycetes; Agaricales; Hemipholiotaceae. The record is from the annotation of a GenBank genome assembly.